Messenger RNA from Blepharisma stoltei, 872 nucleotides. Lineage: Eukaryota; Ciliophora; Heterotrichea; Heterotrichida; Blepharismidae. The record is from the annotation of a GenBank genome assembly.
AUGAAACCAACGCAUAGAAGAGCACACUCCCUUAGCGAUCUUUAUAAUGUUCAGCCUUCAUCUCCUUCUAAAAAGCAACAAUUAUCUCCAAAAUUUCUAUUAGACGUUAUUUCUCAAGUAACUAAAUCUCAACCCUCUGGCUCAGCUAAGAGCUUGCAGCCUUUCUUGCAUAAUAUUGCAUUAGAAGAGGAAGAAGUUCGUGCAAGAGAAAAGAAAACGCAAGAAUAUGUCUUGAAAGAAAUGAGCAAAAUCCAAACAAUAGACCGCGAGUUUAUGAAACAAAGAUAUUUAGCUCAAAAAACGAUAACGUCUCCAUCAUUGACUGAGUCAAGAUCACAGCCUGGCUCACCAUUAAGUAAGAUUUCGCUUAAUAAAGUUAGGUUAAUCCGUAUGGAAAAGUUGAAAACUCCUAACAAAUCGCCACCACUGACUGCAAGAUCUAAGCAUUUAGCUAAAAUUCAAAAUUUUAUGCCAAAUCCAUCAGAAUCUCCAAUAAAAAGCCCACAAAAUAUAAAACAGCUAAAUUCAGAGUUAAAUUACUUCAGGAGGAGAGCGUCUAUUCCUGAGCUGUGCUCCCCUGACGAAUUUUUUCCUAAAUCUAAAAGAGCAGCUGUUAAUAUAGAAAAAUCAUUAUGCAAUAUCAUGGCGAAUAAAUUCAUUUUAUUUUAUAAUAGUAUAUUAUAUCAGAUUUGAUGGCAAAUGUGCUAAAUAGCAUACAAGAAGAUUAUUAUAAAGAAUUCUCAGGCACCAAAAAAGCUGGACUAAGGGCAGAUUUAAUCAAACUGUCCUUUUGAAAGCAAGAUUUGAAUGGGUUUAAAAAAGAAGUUGAUGGAAUUAUCAACUCAUUUCCUCAUAAUAGGAAUCGAAAUUAA